Messenger RNA from Dracunculus medinensis (Guinea worm), 606 nucleotides. Lineage: Eukaryota; Metazoa; Nematoda; Chromadorea; Rhabditida; Dracunculidae. The record is from the annotation of a GenBank genome assembly.
UUAUUAGCGUACGAACAAGAGCAACAAUCACAAAUGAGGAUCAAUACAAAAUUUAGACGAACCGAAAGUACUGAAAAUUUCCUACUUCCAGAAAUAGGUGCAGCUACAGUUCAUUCCAACGCAUUCAUUCAACUUAAGGAAGACAAUGGUGAUAAUUGGUGUUAUCAUUGUGCGACACCAUUAAAAGCGCUUAACAGUGAUAUGCGACGAGCCGUUCAAACAUUUUUAACUCUUCGUCGAACUACAUAUCCGAUUAAUGCGAUAAGUGCUUAUUGUUCUUCGCCAAAAAAUAUAUCUGAUUUCACAAAAGAAUUAUGUCGACAUCCUUAUUGUCAAACUUUAAUACUUACUGAUCACGAAACAGGCACAUCAUUUACAAUUCGAGGAUGUGCAGAAACAUUUGGUGCCAUUAAUGAAAAAUUAUUGAAUGAAAGGGGUGAUAAUAAGUGUCAAAGGUUACACGAUCAAUUAGAUAUUCAGGAAUGUAUUUGUAGCCGUAGGAAAUAUUGUUAUGCGGGACCUGAUCGAAUUUUAUUUUCCGGUGUUCCUUCUCUUAUCUCUUUUUUAACAGUUUUAAUAUUAUCGAUAUUUCUGUUAUUUUUAUGA